Molecule: messenger RNA, 837 nt
Organism: Vicia villosa (hairy vetch)
Lineage: Eukaryota; Viridiplantae; Streptophyta; Magnoliopsida; Fabales; Fabaceae
Exons: 2
Coding region: 1-837 (278 amino acids)
Source: RefSeq, a predicted model, not a curated record
AUGUCCCAGUGGGUGACGAAGACCGGGGCUCCCGUAUUGGACGAGAACGAUGCUAUGCCGGAGAAGGAAGAGGCGAUCCUGAAGAUGGCUCUGGACGCGAAGAAGAAUCAAAAGAAGAAGGGUCGGAGUGCUGGUGCCGGGGAGCAUUCUGCCUCGGCAGGUUCUCCUCGGGUGAACGUAGAUGAGCCGUCUCCCAAGAGAGGACGCCACGAGCCGUCACAUCUGGGUCCCGAGCGGGCCUUUGUAUUGCCUCCCUGCUAUAAGGAUGGAGGCUACUUUGAGAAGUUCCCCCUGGCCAUCGCUCCGGACGAAGCUCGUCGGAUUGGUGAAAUGGACUCCCCGUCACUUCAGAAGCAGCUGGCGUGCGACAGUGCCGCCGUGAUGAGGGUUUUGGGAAUGGCUCAGGUGUUAGCCGCUGGUGGUUCGGGCUCGGCCGAGGCCGUGAAGAAGGCAGAAGCGGCUAAGAAGGUUGCCGAGGAGAAGAUGAAAGUCAUGGAGACGGACCGCAAGGAGCUGAAGAAGAAGAUCGACUUGGCUCUGAAGCAGAGAGACGGGGAGAUUGCGGAGUUGAAGAAAAAGCUUGCCGACUCUGAGCUUAAGUGGGCUUCUUCGGCAGAUGAGUCGCCGGAUGUGGCUGCUCUGCAAUCCAGGGCUGAGUUUGUGGAGAAAGUGGACGGCCUAAAGAUAAGCAUGGCCGACAUGGCUGAAGUUGGGUUCGAACGCGCCGUUCAACAGUUGAGGCUUCUGAACCCCGGCCUGAAGGAGGACAACAUAGGCCUUUCUUCGAAGAUUGUGGACGGUGUGCUGGUGCCCGAGUCCCCUGAGAGUGACGAGUAG